AUGCCAGUCAGGAAAGACUGUAGUCGAGCACUUCAUAUCCUUUCAAAUUACAAAUAUGAUCUCCAGGGUAAUAAUGAUAAAUCUUUCCGAAAUGCCGUCGAAAAACUAAUAAACACAUUGCAAAGCCAACUGUUCUCAUCUCUUAUGGAUGUCUUGGAAGUUUAUGAACUUACUGUAACAGGAGACAAUAAGGAGUUCUCCAGUGAGCAAGUUCCUGAUUCAUUGAAUAUUCGUCUCAACGGAUCGAUUGUCUCUCCUGAUAGCCAAUCUGUUCUGAAACAGUUAAGUUCUGAUCAGGUAUCAGCAAAAGGUGAAUGGGAUUACCUAGACAUCUUCCUCAAACGUGAUCCAUCUGCUGUUGGUGGAUUCGGCUUUAGUAUUGCAGGCGGCAUCGAUAAUCCUAUUUCAGAUGUAGAUCAUGGAAUAUAUGUGACAAGAAUUGCACCAAAUGGAUGUGCAGAUAGAGAUGGAAGAUUAAGAGUUGACGAUCAAAUUCUCUCUGUGAAUGACAUCAACUUGGAACACGUCACGAAUAUGGAGGCUGUAAGAACAUUAAGACAAGCUGGCAAUCAGUUAAACCUAAUAGUGCGCCGGUUUGUCGGGAAUGCAGCAAUGACAGCAUCUAAUGGUGGACUGCAACAAUCGUCUUUACCGCUUCAAUCACCUGAAGUUCUGUCUGAUAUGGAAGACAGUGGCUCAACUCCUAUUUGGUAUGAGGCUCAACUCCGUAAACCCACUCCAAAUACCGGCCUUGGGUUUAGCAUUGCUGGUGGGCAAGAUGUGGAGAAUGGAAAUUUCCCUUCCACUGGAAUUUUUAUCACACGCAUUAGUCCAGGUGGUUUAGCUGAUUUAGAUGGUCGUAUUAUGCCUGGUGAUCAAUUAAUGCAAGUAAAUGGAAUUGAUCUCAGUCGUGCUACUCAUGAAGAAGCUGUUCGAAUACUGCGUAAUGCGGGAGAUAUUGUAAACUUAGUAUUGACGCGCCAGCAAGUUCAAGCUUUCGCUGAUGACGGCGGUUCAGUCAGUGGUGAUUCAACACGUAAAUAUCAAACAAACUUUGAUCGGAAAUUCUCUUCGCGCGGAGUAAAUCUGAGAUUACCCAGUCACCCCGGCGGAAACUCAAAAUUGGUGACGGCUAUAGAAAUGGAUCCGUUACACUGGUUUAUCGCUUUGAUACUUCUUAUCAUUGGUAUAUUAUACGUAAUCAAAAGACGGUAUUUUGGUUACUGCGAGUGUACGCUUCAAAAUCGUUUGGAUGGCAAAACUGUCAUCGUUACGGGAUGCAAUACAGGUAUUGGAUUAGAAACUGUAUAUGAGUUGGCUAUCCGUGGAGCGCGAGUCAUUAUGGCAUGCAGAGAUCUAGAGAAGUGCAAGUCCGCCAAAGAGGAGAUUCUCUCUAGGUUAUGCACUGAAAACUCAUCGAAUCCAUCUUCAGUACACAGUGUGCAGAUGAAGCCAGAUCAAUUGGUCUGUGAAGAGUUGGAUUUGGAAUCACCAAAAUCUAUUCGACAAUUCGCAGGUCGUAUUAUUAGUAGAGAGAAAUCAGUAUCGAUUUUAAUUAAUAAUGCAGGAGCAUCUUUACCCGGAAAAAGUUACGAUGGAGUUGGCAUCGAGAAACAUGUUAAGGUUAACCAUCUGGGUCAUUUUUUGCUUACAAAACUACUGAAACCAUGUUUACGCACUUCUGAUGGAGAGUUAUGUCGUAUAAUUAUUUUGUCGUCUCUCUCUCACUGGUUUGCCAGACUGGAUCCCAAAAGUGCUUAUCUGUCAGGCAUAGGAUCUGCAUAUGCUAUUAGCAAGCUGUUGAAUGUGAUGCAUGCACGUGAGAUUUGUAAGCGUUGGUCUACCGACGGCAUUGUUGCAGUCAGCGUUCAUCCGGGUUUGGUGAGAACAUCUAUUUUUCGUUCCAGUAAACUGAGACAUUUUGCAGUUUACUAUCUAGCCAGAUGGCUCUCGUUGACGUGCCGUGAAGGUGCUCAAACUACAAUAUUCUGUGCUCUUGUUGAAAAUCUCAUUCCUGGUGCAUAUUAUUCAGAAUGUCAACCGCGUAGCUGUAAUUCGCAAGCCCUAAAUGAUGAAGUUUGUGAUCAUGUGUGGAAGACGUCGGAGGCACUGAUCAAGAAGUGGGAGUCCCUCGAGGAGAAGUAGCGUAUUAGAGGAACUUGUUAUUAAAUGUUAAUGAAUAUGUAUAGAUUCUGCCUUCAUCUCUUUCCCAAACAUUUGGUUUCAUAAUAUAAUAAACUUAGUUUUCUACUUAUCA
Molecule: messenger RNA, 2257 nt
Organism: Trichobilharzia szidati
Lineage: Eukaryota; Metazoa; Platyhelminthes; Trematoda; Strigeidida; Schistosomatidae
Source: the annotation of a GenBank genome assembly